Molecule: messenger RNA, 729 nt
Organism: Monosiga brevicollis MX1
Lineage: Eukaryota; Choanoflagellata; Craspedida; Salpingoecidae
Exons: 5
Coding region: 1-729 (242 amino acids)
Cellular component (GO): Golgi cisterna membrane
Molecular function (GO): acetylgalactosaminyltransferase activity
Source: RefSeq, a predicted model, not a curated record
AUGUAUCUUCAUGGCACCGACCAAGGGCAAAGUACCUGGCUUGUGACCACUGUCACCCGGCCCCUGGCCAUUGCUUCCACCCCUGUCGCGCCCAGCCCCAUGCACCUGAGUACCACCAGGAUCGACCCCCAUCGCACACUCUACGUUGUGACCUCGUUCACGGCUGAACGAUGGAGUCAACUGCCUGGGCCAUAUCAACGGGCCGCCGUCCUAGACCACGGGGUCGGCCUGAUUCCCGCUCACGAGCGAGGCUCGGCCAUUGUCUUUCUCACCGACGUCGAAGUCAUCUUUACGGAAGCCACUCUGGCACGGUGUCGUCAUCUGGCCGACCUGAACCUGACCUAUUUUCCCAUCACCUUUAGCGCUUACCGCCAUGCUCAGGGCCUGCGUCUCAACGACGCGAGCGGCAAAUUUCGACACAGUGGCUACGGUCUCGUCUGUACACGAGUGACGGCCUACGAGACGGUGGGCGGAUUGGAUACGUCCAUUACGGGCUGGGGCGACGAAGACAAGGCGCUGGUCAAUGCUUUUCUGAAGCACCCGGAGCAAAAUGUGUGGCGGGCACCGGAUCGCAUCCUGCACCGUUGGCACACCAAGACUUGCGACCCCGCACUGCCCAAGGAGCGGCUGCUCUCCUGUCACAAGUCGUUGAUGGACUACGAGGGAAGCAAAGAGCAACUUGCCGAGGAGCUUCGCCUUGCCCGCCUUCAGUUGGCCGCCGAGUCUUGA